UUCCAGAGCAGUGCAACCCCAGCCCUUCCGCUGCCUUGACAGCUCGGCUGAGGCUGGUGCGUUGCAUUCCUGCCUGGCAGAUGGCCUGGAUGCAGCUGGUAGAGGGACCGAAGCUCCUGCUGUUGCGGGUAAUGGGGGUCCCUGCCUUUGCAGCGUACCUGCCGUGGUGAGGGUGAAGAAAGCUGCAGGCAGUGGUUGUAUGCCUUGGGAAGCCACAAGGAGUCUCCGCUUCGUGAGUGGAAAAGGAGCCUCGUGGAAUGCUCAGUACAGGCUGACAGCAUCCAGUAAUGAAGUUAACUUUAUAACAUCCGCAGCAGCUUGCAUCCUGGUGGUAGAGCACAGAGGCUGCUGGAAUCCGAGUGCUGGAGCAGCGCGCAUUCAGUGAGACAGUGAACGGAGCAUCCGUGGAAAGGUAUCUGAAUUCCCUUAUGAGAAGUGUCUUCCCUGCCUCUCAUGUGAAGCCUUACCUGUCCAUGGGUAGCACCAGCUUAACUGAUGCCCUGAAGAGCAUUCCCCACCAUGGAUAGUCCACCCAAACUGACUGGCGAGACGCUGAUUGUCCAUCACAUUCCCCUGGUCCAUUGCCAGGUCCCUGACAGACAGUGCUGCUCCAUGAGCAAAAGGACCAACCCCUUCUGCCAGCCAGAGCUCAGCGUGACUCGGACCUCUGCCCUUCCAGACAGAGACCUCUCACAGACUGACUCCUUGGUCUACAGCAGCUUCCUCCACACCUCCGAAACCUCAGCAGAUGCCUCGGACAACAAAGAAGGCAAAGGGAGGGAUCUGAUUGUCCCUAGUGUCAGUAAGAGACACAACCCUUUCUUGCUGACUGAGGGUGAAGACCUCGGUGUAUUUGGGGAUGACUUGGGCCAAAAAUCUUUCCACCUUCACAACUCACUUGUGGCCGGCAAACCUCCCUUUCAUCUGCACGAGCUGGCCUUGCCCCCUUUCCACCUCCACGACUCCAACAACAUUGUGAAAUCCUGGAACAUGGCCAGCCGGUCCGGUGUGGUGGACGGGCAAGAGGACAAAAUCAGCAGUGAUGACAUCCAGAAGAGGAACAACGCGAACAGAUGCCACCAGACCUCCGAACGCAUGGACCUGGAUGACUGCAGCUGCCAUCGUGGCAGCUCCUCCAGCUUCUCCUUUGAUGGUGGUGACCAGGAGUGGAACCAGAACACAGGUGAACCCCUGAGGAAUCAGGAUGCUCUGCACAGCCGGACAUGCAGCUGCUCCAGCUCGGAGCUCCCGCACUGUCGUUGCUACAGUUCAUCAAGUCAGUCUGAAGUGAUUGACCAGCAGAUGGGCUACAUCAGUGACUCCUCCUGCAACAGCUCAGAUGGGGUGCUGGUGAACUUCAGUGCUCUCUACAACAAAAUGAAUGGCCAGUCUCAAUCCAACCUGAAUUCAGCCAACCUGUCCUGUGACUCUUCCUUCUGCAGCCACUCAGACACAGGGGCUUUUUACCUGGAUUUGCAUUCAUCACCCACAGAAUCCAAGAUGUCUUGCGAGUCGCAUAACCCAGAGAGUUCAGGGAAGGCAUGUGGGUGUCAGCACUCCUCCUCACCCGUUCUUGAUGCUAACUGCAACUCCUACCAUCUCCACUGUGAGCCUUGCACUUCAGAGAGCUCGGACCUCACUGCCUGCUUCCAGAGCCAAGCACGGCUCGUUGUGGCUACUCAGAAUUAUUACAAGUUAGUCACGUGUGACUUGUCUUCCCAGUCAUCCCCCAGCCCGGCAGGAUCUUCCAUAACUAGUUGCUCGGAAGACCAUACCAAAGGUAGCCCAGCCCAGGCCACUGAAUACUACCUGUUUAGAAGGCCUGACUUGACUCAAGAAGAGGGCAAUGUGGAGUGCGGUGAAGAAGAGGCGAAGGGAGAAUCCACCCAGAACAUGAUUGAGGGUCAGGUGUAUGUGAAUGUGUCACCACCUAACCUCAACACAAGCCGGCAGCGCUCCAGGAGCUAUGAUCAGAACCUGGACAGGAGUCCCAGCGGCAGGCUGGGCUCCUUGGAGCGCAUGGUGAGCUGUCCGGUCAAGCUGAGUGAAAGCCCAGCAAUCCCCAUCCAGAGCUCUCCCCCAAAGAGAGUGACGUCUUUUGCUGAACUAGCUAAAGGCCGGAAAAAGAAUGGCACCUCCCCACCGCUCCGGUCCAGUGGUGAUUCCUCCUUGGAGUUCUCACCUAUCCCUGAGACACAGCGGGAUUGCCCAUCCUUCCUUGAAGAAAGAGCUCGCCGCAGCCAGAGUCUUCCACCCAUGUCCUUCAUCCAUGGCCUGAAUCGGAGCUGUGAGGGCUUCUGUUUGAACCAUGCUUUCGGGGACACCCAGGCUUUGUGUUCCACCAAAGACUCGGUCUCCGGUGAGAAGGUCCCCAGUGGGCACGGGGCAGGUGAGCAAGCCUCUCUCUCCCUGCUGAUGGAAGCAGAUGCCAGCUUCUCAGGUGGCUCUGUCGGUGGCCACGGACAAAGAGAUGUUAGAGCCCGAGCAGACGGUGGUGGCACAGACAGCAAGCCCGUGGUGCGCUACAGCAAGGACCAGCGUCCCACGACUCUGCCCAUCCAGCCCUUUGUUUUCCAGCACCAUUUCAACAAGCCACCCAAGGCCCGUGCCCUGCACAGCCAUUUUGCUUCCAGCCUUUCCCAGCUCUACAGCUUGUCCAGCAACCGGCCUGCCAGCCAGCAGAUCUCCUCCAAUGCCCAGUGCUCAGCCUCGACCACCUCGGCAGAGCAGGCAGCAGGGUCGGGGAGCCAAGCCCACAGCACGCUGCUGACCCAGCGCUCGGUGGAUGGAGCUGCAUCCCGCAAUGACAGCAGCAUUAAGAAGCCUGCCCCCGAGACAACCCGGCCGUCCCCCCUGGGCAGUUACUCUCCUGUGCGAUGCAACGUGCCUUUCUUUCAGAGCGUGGACUCCUCUUCCUCACCCACCUUGGAGAGAGAUGAAGAGACCCAGCCUCCCAGGAGCAGGUCCUGCCCCAUCUCGGCCAGCCUGCUUCCCACAAGGUCUUCCCCUGCUGUCAGUGCCAUGCAGCCCUCCCAAGCCACCAAAGCUGAUGCUCUGAGGAGAAAGGAGAACCCCAAGCUGGUUCCCAAGAAGGAGGCAGUGAUGGAGCCAAGCCUACCGCUCUCUGAGUACCGACUCCACAGUGGGUCCCUCCCACCCCUCUCAGGGGGUGGUAUGAGCAGGGCAGGAGGCCAUGCAGAUCCCCACUGGAGAAGUGGCAGUGAGACUGGCAGUUCUGGUCCCUUGAGCAGCAUGGGCAUACGGCCUGUCAAUGCGAACCACCUCUCUCCCCAAGCACUGAAGUGGCGCGAGUACAGGCGGAGGAACCCCCUGGGUCUGGACCGCGUUUCGGGGCUCCCCAGCUUAGGAGGCAGCCUUGACAGGAGGCAGCAAGAGCCUCGGCUGAACCGGGGGAACCCCAUCUUUGAGCUCCCUGGCUCUCUGAACAACAGCCACUUCCACUGCAAGCUGAACGGACAGUCUAUGAAGCAACUCCAGCUCACCUACACUGACUUCUUCCCUGACUACUUCUCACUAGCAGAGAAACCCCCAGCAGAGUUCUGCCUCUCCCCAGAUGGCAACACAGAGUCCAUCUCCAUUGACUUGCUGCAGAAGAAGGGUCUGGUGAAGGCCAUCAACACCGCUGUUGACCUGAUUGUGGCUCACUUUGGAACCAGCAGGGAUCCAGGGGUGAAGGCCAAGCUUGGGAACAGCUCUGUGAGCCCCAACGUGGGACAUCUCAUCCUGAAAUACCUGUGUCCUGCUGUCCGGGACAUUCUAAGUGAUGGACUCAAGGCUUAUGUCCUAGACAUGAUCAUUGGCCAAAGGAGGAACAUCCCCUGGAGCGUGGUGGAGGCAUCCACCCAGCUAGGCCCCUCUACGAAGCUGCUGCACAGCCUCUAUAGCAAGAUCAGCCAGUACACGGAGCUCACCAACCACAGCAUGAGGUUCAACGCAUUCAUCUUUGGCCUUCUCAAUAUCCGGUCCUUGGAGUUCUGGUUCAACCACCUCUACAACCACGAAGAUAUCAUCCUGGCACACUACCAGCCCGUGGGCUUCUUGUGCCUGUCUCACAGCGUGUGCCAGCCUCUUUUCGAGGAGCUCCUGCUCCUGCUCCAGCCUCUCUCCCUGCUGCCCUUCAACCUAGACCUGCUUUUCGAGCACCACCUGAUGCAGAUGGGCAAAGAGCAGCAGCAGCAGAAGGAGCUGCUGCGCGUGAAGCAGGACCUGCUGCUUUCUGCACACUCCACAUUGCAGCUGAUGCGGACACGGGGCAGCAGCGAGGAUCCGGAUGGAUGCAGCACUGCCCCUGAAGCAUGCAAAGUGGGUACCAGGGAUGGUGACACCUCCCCAGGCCACAGCCCCCAGCAAGCUGCAAAAGAGAGGGUCAAGGGGGUAGGGGCCUCCUGCGGGGAUGGUGACAGGGAAGAAGAGAGGAAGAAGAUGCGAGAGAGCACGAAGAUGCGAGACAGCACAUGGGAGGGGAAGAAGGACAAGCAGGCGGGCUGGUGGUACCAGCUCAUGCAGAGCUCUCAGAUUUACAUCGAGGGCUCAGCUGAAGGCUCAAAGUUCAUCCGGUAUGAGAAGAAAAAGAAGGCUUUGAGCACUGUGCCCAGGUCAGCAGAAACCCACAAGGCACCACCUCCCCGUGAAGGGGUGGUGGAGGGUGCAGAGGCUUGUCCCAUUGCUGAGGGCAGCUUGGAGGAGAGACCCAAGGCUGCCAACAAGCCAAGUCCUGAAGUUGUGGAAGAACCCUUGGAAAAGCCCCAGCAAAUACCAGUAAGUGAAGAGGUGAAGGAAUGGAGCUGGCCCUUCUGGAUGGGCAGCCCCCCAGACUCGGUGGUUACAGAGCUGAAACGCAGCAAGGAGAAGGAGGCUGGGACUCAGCAAAGAGUGGGAGCAGCAGCAGCAGCCCCCCAAGAGGAGAGCAGCCCCAGUGCAUCAGAGAGCAGCCAGCCCAUCAAGUGGGGGCACUUGUUUGGGUCCAGGAAGGUGCAAAAAGAGCCCAGGCAGGCUAACAGGUUGCCCUCUGGCUGGCUGAGCUUGGACAAGUCCGUGUUCCAGCUGGUAGCCCAGACUGUUGGGGCAAGCAUGUGGCGAGAAGCAGCUCCUGAGCCGGAGCCCCCUCAGCCAGAGCCAUCUGAAGAGACCCCCAAGGCACGGCCGGCCCAGGGGCUGGUUCCUCACUCUGCCUGCAAGGUGAAAGCUCUUUGCCAUCACAUUGCCACCGAGGCAGGACAGUUGAGCUUCAACAAAGGGGAUAUCCUGCAGGUCAUCUCCAAGGUGGAUGGUGACUGGCUGCAGUGCAGUCUCGGCUCUGAGGAGGGACUCGUGCCCAUCAUGUAUGUCACUCACCCGGAGGAUGAAGACUAUUAACGUGGCUGGGGGCCAAGCACAGUACCAGGGGCAGCUUAGGCUCCGCUGGGAAAGCCCACCCUGCUUAGGGGAACAGACACAGCUUCUUGCUAGUUUCUUACCUUUCAUGCCAUUACAGAAUACAGUAACCAUAGGUGGUUCCUUCUUGCUCCUCCUCAUGCAGCUGCCAAAGGCCACUCGGCCCCCAGGGUCUUCUGCAAGCUGCACCUUGUAUUGCCAGGCAUUGCCGUGCAUGCAACCACAUCGGGGACCACCUGAACCCCCUCCACCCCACACCAUCUCCUGCACCCAUAGGCCAUGGACUCGUACAUAGCAGGAACCCAAGCAGAUCCUUCCGGACCAGCACCCCAGCUCAGAUUCAUGCUGGGGGGUACAGGAUGCUGACUGUCCCCUCCCUGGGGGUAGCAGUGCAGUCUGCAGCUGUCAGCAUCCCUGGCAUCAUCAGCCAUAGGGUUGGGAGCACUGUGUGUUGGCAAGGUCUUCGCAAGUCUGGGCUGAUGGGUCGCACAGCGGCUUGAUUAGGGGCUGCAAGGGAGGCUCCCCCACACUGAAGCAGCCCUGUCCUAACAUGUUAUAGUGGUUCCUGCUGCGUUGUACCUGGCCAAGUGGCCUGGCACUGCCACACUGCAAGGCUGUGCCUGGCCUGGGGAUAGGGACGGGGUACAAGUGUGCGUGCAGAGCAAAGGGUGCGUUGAGUCCCGAGGAAGGAGCAUGGAUGUUCAGUAUUAUGUAGGUCUGGGAUGGGUAGUGCCACCCUGUGUGGAGAUGGGUGCUGUGGGGGGUGGUCCUGUGCCCUCCACGCUGAGCAGGAAGCCUGGGAUGCCCUGGGAUGCUCAG
Melopsittacus undulatus (budgerigar) is the source of this 6213-nucleotide messenger RNA. It is a transcript of the gene RUSC2, whose product is annotated as RUN and SH3 domain containing 2. Gene Ontology annotation, cellular component: cytoplasmic vesicle. The record is from RefSeq and is a predicted model, not a curated record. Gene Ontology annotation, molecular function: protein binding. Lineage: Eukaryota; Metazoa; Chordata; Aves; Psittaciformes; Psittaculidae. The coding region runs from base 520 to 5376 and encodes 1618 amino acids. The transcript is spliced from 13 exons.